Messenger RNA from Paramecium sonneborni, 936 nucleotides. Lineage: Eukaryota; Ciliophora; Oligohymenophorea; Peniculida; Parameciidae. The record is from the annotation of a GenBank genome assembly.
AUGCAAGCAUCUGUUUGGACGGAUAUUAUGGUGCUGGAAUAGAAAUGUGUUUAUUAUGCAAUAAACUAUUUAAAACAUGUUAGAUUAGUUCUACUAAAUGUUACUCUUGUUAUAAAAUAGAGUAAUUUAGAUAUUUAAUUCUAAUUUAUGUAUUUAUAAGACAGGAUACUAGGAUAAUAGUUUUCCAUUAAGCGAAACUAUUUAUUAAUGAUAUUUUAAGAAUGUUAGAAUUUUUGUCUCACAUAUUAAGGUAAAAAAGAUUUAUGUACCAGUUGUGAUAUUAAUUAAAAUAGAGUUGAUCUCUCAGCAAUUAAAAAAUGUCCUUGCUCAACUGGAUUCUUUUAAGAUGAAAAUGGAGAAUUCUUGUAGAGUUUCAAAAAUAACAAACUUAUUACUCACAUUUAAUGCAUUUUUUUUACAUCUUAGCAUAGAAUUAUUAGUUUUACAAUUAUUUGUCAUAUUAUGAGGAUGAUGAUCUUUAACUUGAUUGUUAGAACUUCAGUGUUAGAUGUAAACUUUUCUCACAAUCUUCAGCAGGUUUUUAUGAAAUUAAUCUUUUCAUUGUGAAGGUAAUUAAUUCUUUAGUAACUUUUUAGUUUAUGAAAAUUAAUGUAAUACUUGCGAAAAGCCUAGUUCUAAUUGUUUAACUUGUAGAGAAGGAAGAUAUAAAUAAAAAUGUUUGUUACAUGGAUAUUUUGAAAGAGGACAACCUUUAUGUCUAUGUAUUAUUUAUUAAAUACUUUAAGAAUGUAGUUUUUAAUGUAAAACAUGUUCAUUAUCUUCUUUGAAUUGUUUAAUUGGAAAAGGAGUCGUUAAAUUAUUCCAUCGUGCUCUUACCCUGAUGGAUUUUAUGAUGAUUUUUAAAAUGAUUUUUGUUAAGUUUGUGAUCGAUUAUGUAAGACUAGUAAUAUUGAUGGUUGUCUUUCUUACAUUUGA